UUCAGUCAAAAUGAUGGGAAAUUUUUAUGAUGUCUUGUAUGUGCAUAUAUUAUGUAACUUUUUUAUUCGUCGAGUUAACUUCCCGCAGCGGUCAGGGGUUCCGCACACCCUGGGGUCUUUUGAAGACAGGCGGUAACCACUGUUAUCCUUUGAAGUGAUGCGGUCAAACUGUCUGAAAGGUCUCCGGAUUCUGUCCACGCACGUGCAGUUUCCUUCACUCUGAUUUCAAUACUAAAGACAAUAAGAUGCACCUAACGCUGACAAUAACGACAAUUUGUAUGAUAUUUCUGAUGCAGGGGAGCGUGAGCCAGAAAUGUAAGAGGGAAAACAACAUUGUAAGUUGUUUUACGUACAAGAGAGAAUCGUUUCAAGGGGCAAGAACGAUGCGAAUUGGACAAGUCAAAGCCCCGCAACUGGACACGAGAGACUUCCCGGAUCUUGAGCUUCUAGAAAUUCUGAAAACCACUCUCAAAUGCACAGACAUUAAAACAGCUGAGCAGACCAAAGUCAUCCUGAACAAUAUUCCGUGCGAACAUGUAGAGACAUCAACAACCAAUUCCAAUGUGACAAUGAGCAGUAUUGUGCAGGACGUGCUCAGCAAUGGAACAGAUGUUAACCUGAUUAUUAUAUACGGAGCCAUUUCUGCAACUUUUAUUUUGUUCGCUGGAUUAGGCAUUAGUCUGGCCUUAUGGAGAAAAUUUAAAAGGAACGCAACCCAUAUCCAGGACCGUGAUUCCCUGGUAUACUUCAGUAUAAGUGACAUUAAACUUGAAUGAAUUGUUAUAUUUCAGUAAUUAUCUGUAUCAUCUGUGUAGUAAAAAAGAUUUUCCGUCAUCGCGAACCGGAAGAAGAAGUCCAUCAACCACCGGAGGAAAUUCAGGAAGCGAUUCCCCAACUCCGGAGAUCAACCAGGUUAAGAAGGAGACCAA
Saccostrea cuccullata (small rock oyster) is the source of this 929-nucleotide messenger RNA. RefSeq lists its product as uncharacterized. The record is from RefSeq and is a predicted model, not a curated record. NCBI's taxonomy places the organism in Eukaryota, Metazoa, Mollusca, Bivalvia, Ostreida, Ostreidae. The transcript is spliced from 3 exons. The coding region runs from base 246 to 776 and encodes 176 amino acids.